AAUUUAUCAUAAAAAAUAAUUUCGCAGAUCCACAUAGCCAAAAAAUGUCUGGUUCAGAUCGUAGUUGUACUAGCAAAACUGAUAGUAGCAGUAGUAGUAGUAGUAGUAGCAGUGACGACGAUCCUGCACCAUUGGAUCGUAAAACGAUAAAAAGAAAAAAUAGAUUUUUGGAUCCCGAUUUUAAGAUUCAUGAAGUGUCUAGUCAAACUUUAAAGAAAUAUAAGCAAGAUUCACUUCCAAGACAAAGAAUACCACAUGAUGAGACACUACAGACUAAUAUAAUAGAACCUGAAUCUGAUGGUGUUACAAGUGCUACAGAUGAUUUAGAUGCAGCACCGACUUUACUGGAGACGUCGUCAUUUAACGAAUACUUACACGAUGAAACUCUACAAUCAGAUGAUGAUAGAGAUGUAAGCGCUACUGCAUAUGAGAGCAUUUGUAACAGCGAUAACCAAAAUAAAAUUGAUGAAAUCGAUUUGAGUAAUAACAGUGAUAAUGAUAGUAGCACAGAUGUUGAUUAUGAUGAAAGUAACAGCUCCGAUGACAGUGAAAUUGAAAGUGAUUUUGACAGCCCUGAUGAUAGGAAUGUCAAAAAUGAUUAUAUCUUCAGCAAAUUGAUGUUCGAAGCAUCCAAAUUAACUGUGCGUGAUGUUAUUGUAUUGAAUAGUGCAUUCGCUUUGAGAUAUCAUCUUCCAGAUGAAGCACGUUUAAUGCUUAUGAAAAUGUUCCAAUUGUGUGCAGGCCCAACAUUUGAUAGUUUAAAUUUGUCGAUAUAUCUAAUGUCUGAAUGUUUGUCCUCACAGAAUGAUAAAAUAACGAAACAUUAUUACUGUAGUAAGUGCUCAGAAGUUAUUAUGUAUUACGUAAACGCUGCAGAAAGACAAUCCAAUAAAAAAUUAAUUUGCCAAAAGUGCAAAGCAAACAAUAUUGUCACACAGUCUUCUCCGAAUUAUUUCAUGUCAAUUGAUUUAUAUAGUCAAUUUAGUCAGUUUUUUUCAAAUAAAGAAAAUGUUGACAAUCUGCUAAAAAAUAUCAAUGCCAGAAAUACUUCUUUUAAUACUCCCUGUGACAGUAUCACGGAUGUUCAUGAUGGAUCAAUUUACAGAAGUAUGAAAUGUUCUACGGUUAACCAUGGUAAUGAGUUGGAAUAUAUGUUGACACUAAAUAUUAGUACAGACGGAGCACCUCUGACGAAGAGUGGUAAAAGGGCAUUUUGGCCCCUACAAGUCAUCAUAAACGAUCUCUCUCCAAAAUUGAGAUUUCGGUAUGUGUUUUUAGCUGGUUUAUUAAUAGUUAAACAAGAGCCAAAAUCGAACUUGAUGAAUUUGUAUAUUCAGACUUUUAUAGAUAAGCAACUUAAUAAUUUAAAUACUAGAAAGCUAACCAUUGUCAAUAAAAACAAUACUAGAAUUGUAUUAAAAUUUAACAUUUUAAGUUGCGUUGUUGAUUCUGUGUGCCUUCCCAUCAUACAAAACCGCCUGCAGUUUAAUGGGUAUUGUGGUUGCAGUUGGUGCUACCAGUCGGCAGAAUUUAUAAAAGAAGUUUGUGGCAUACGCUAUACUUUUCAUCAAGAAAGUACUCAUAGGACUCAUGAAAGUCACGAGAAAGAUGUAAAAUUAGCAUUAGAGACUAAAACCAUUCAAAACGGUGUCAAAGGUAUUUCUGCCUUACAAAAACUGCAACACUUCGAUUUAGUAUGGUCCUUUCCAUACGAAUAUAUGCACGGUAUGUUACUUGGAGUCACAUUCCAAAUUUGGAAAGAAUGGAAAAGUCAGGAAUGCUUGUUUAAAUUACAAAAAAAAAGAGAUUGA
Nasonia vitripennis (jewel wasp) is the source of this 1811-nucleotide messenger RNA. RefSeq lists its product as uncharacterized. The record is from RefSeq and is a predicted model, not a curated record. The coding region runs from base 45 to 1811 and encodes 588 amino acids. Lineage: Eukaryota; Metazoa; Arthropoda; Insecta; Hymenoptera; Pteromalidae. The transcript has 3 exons.